CUUCCUGUUUUCAUUUGUCCUAGUUUGUCAUACGAUGAAGGCGUUCCAUGCGCCUUAGUUCACUGAGAUUAGUAGUUUUAAACUAUAAAGGUCUAUCAAAAACCCUGCAAAAUGUCAUCCAACAGUGGUAUUCAAAUCCCCAGCCGGCUGCCUUUGCUGUGCACUCACGAUGGAGUGCUGUUACCGGGCUCGACCAUGAGAAUCAGCGUCGACACGGCGAGAAACAUGCAGUUAGUCAAGAGCAGACUGCUGAAGGGCACCUCGCUAAAAAGCACCAUCAUCGGGGUUAUUCCUAACACCAGAGACCCCGAGCACGACAGCGAAGAGCUCCCGUCUUUACACAGUAUUGGCACGGCAGGACUGGCAGUUCAGGUUGUGGGCAGCAACUGGCCAAAACCGCACUACACAUUGCUCAUUACAGGGUUGUGUCGCUUUCGUGUGACCCAGCUGCUGAGAGAGAGACCCUUCCCCGUGGCCGAGGUGGAACAGCUUGACAAACUCGAGCAGUACACAGAGGGAGAUCGGGCUGAUGGAGAGCUGGGGGAGCUGUCACAGAGGUUCUACCAGGCAGCUGUACAGCUGGUUGGGAUGUUGGACAUGUCAGUGCCUGUGGUGGCUAAACUCAGGCGGCUGUUGGACAGUCUGCCCAGAGAAACCCUACCAGAUGUCCUGGCCGCCAUGAUCCGCACUUCCAACAAAGAGAAACUGCAGGUGCUGAAUGCAGUAGACUUGGAAGAACGGUUUAAGAAGGCUCUUCCGCUGCUCACCAGACAAAUUGAGGGGCUCAAGUUGCUGCAAAAGACCCGCAAACUCAGACCUGAUGAUGACAAGAGAGUGUUGGCGAUCCGUAAAGGUGGUGUGUUCCCAGGCCGUCAGUUCUCGCUGGAUGAGGAGGAAGAGGAUGAAGAUGGGGAUGACAUGGCUAUGCUGGAGAAGAAGGUGAAGGCAGCAGCUAUGCCGGAAGCAGCACUGCGUGUGUGUGUCAAGGAGCUAAAACGAUUAAAAAAGAUGCCACAGUCCAUGCCAGAGUAUGCUCUCACCCGCAACUAUCUGGAGAUGAUGGUAGAGCUUCCCUGGAGCAAGAGCACUACAGAUUGCCUGGACAUCCCUGCGGCACGGGUGCUCUUGGAUAAUGAUCACUAUGCCAUGGAGAAGCUGAAGAGAAGGGUGCUGGAGUAUCUGGCAGUGCGGCAACUCAAGAGCACCCUUAAGGGUCCAAUACUGUGUUUUGUGGGACCCCCUGGUGUGGGAAAGACCAGCGUCGGGCGUUCCAUUGCUCGCACUCUGGGUCGAGAGUUCCAUCGCAUUGCCUUAGGAGGAGUCUGUGAUCAGUCUGACAUCCGUGGCCACAGACGCACAUAUGUAGGUAGCAUGCCUGGUCGCAUUAUAAAUGGACUGAAGACUGUUGGGGUAAACAAUCCUGUCUUUUUAUUGGACGAGGUGGACAAACUGGGGAAGAGCCUGCAGGGAGAUCCUGCUGCUGCCCUGCUGGAGGUUCUGGACCCGGAGCAGAACCACAGCUUCACCGACCAUUACCUCAACGUGCCGUUUGACCUCUCACAAGUCCUCUUCAUCGCCACAGCAAACACCACGGCCACCAUCCCCCCUGCCUUACUGGACAGAAUGGAGGUCCUCCAGGUGCCAGGAUACACCCAGGAGGAGAAGGUAGAAAUCGCCCAUCGGCACCUGAUCCCUCAUCAGCUGGAGCAGCACGGACUGACCCCACAACAGCUCCAGAUCCCCCAGGACACCACAAAGGAAAUCAUCAGCAAGUACACACGGGAGGCAGGUGUGCGCUCUUUGGAGAGGAAGAUCGGGGCCAUCUGUCGAGCAGUGGCUGUAAAGGUCGCUGAAGGUCAUAAGGUCUCUAGAGCAGAGUCCCCCACUGAACAACAUGAAGACCAGAAUACAGAGAACAAGGAGGAGGAUUCUGGGAUAGCGUCACCUCCAGAGAUGCCAAUUGUUAUUGACCACAUUGCCCUUAAGGAUAUUCUUGGGCCUCCAGUCUUUGAAAUGGAGGUCUCGGAGCGACUGACCCUGCCAGGUGUGGCGAUAGGGCUGGCCUGGACUCCGAUGGGUGGAGAGAUCAUGUUUGUGGAGGCCAGUCGUAUGGAAGGAGACGGUCAGUUGACUCUGACGGGACAGCUGGGUGAUGUCAUGAAGGAAUCGGCCCGUUUAGCUAUCAGCUGGCUCCGCAGCAAUGCCAAAACCUACCUCCCUACUAAUGGCAGCGCUGACCCUCUGGAGGGUACCGAUAUCCACUUGCACUUCCCAGCAGGUGCCGUUACCAAAGACGGACCCUCCGCUGGUGUUACAAUAGUAACGUGCCUGGCUUCGCUGUUGAGCGGGCGACUGGUGCGCUCUGAUGUGGCCAUGACUGGAGAGAUCACUCUGAGAGGACUGGUGCUGCCGGUGGGAGGUAUAAAGGAUAAAGUCUUGGCAGCUCAUCGAGCCAAUCUGAAACGAGUUAUCAUCCCCAAGCGCAAUGAGAAAGAUCUGGAGGAGAUUCCUGCCCAUGUGCGAGCUGACCUGGAUUUUGUUUUCGCCAGCACUCUGGAUGAAGUCCUGAAUGCGGCCUUUGAUGGCGGUUUUCCCGCAGCUGUCAGUCAUCCACAAGUUGUCAGCAAACUCUGAGAUUGUAGCUGUUAGACAAACUCAUGAGCCCAAGACUUUGUUUUUCCUCAUAGGAAGCUUAACGCUAAGCACUUACUCUCACCUGAAGCAUUGAAUACAAGCAAACCAGCUUUUUACAAGCCGACAUUAAUUUUCGUUUAUGAUUUAAUUACAGAGGAUUGAUGUUGACAUAUUGUAAGAGUAUAGUUUGGUUCCUGUAGAACUGAUAGCAAAGGUUUAUCUAACAAUUUUUCAGAUGUUGAUACUGUAGAUCAUUUUUGAGUAUUGUGAUUUAACCAAGAGUGUUCUUCAUUAAAUGAAUUAGACUAAUGAAAGUCAAAGUUCUUAAAAAUACAACUGGAAUAUUUAAAUAUGUUGACAAAUAUGUGCAAUUUAAAGAAAUACAUUUCGAUGUGUCAAACGAAUGGAGGUUAGCAUUAAAUAACUGCCAGAAAAGUCA
This is a messenger RNA of Carassius carassius (crucian carp), 3073 nucleotides long. Its product is annotated as lon protease homolog 2, peroxisomal. Gene Ontology annotation, molecular function: ATP hydrolysis activity; ATP-dependent peptidase activity; serine-type endopeptidase activity. The record is from RefSeq and is a predicted model, not a curated record. NCBI's taxonomy places the organism in Eukaryota, Metazoa, Chordata, Actinopteri, Cypriniformes, Cyprinidae. Gene Ontology annotation, biological process: protein catabolic process; protein processing; protein targeting to peroxisome. Gene Ontology annotation, cellular component: peroxisomal matrix. Bases 112 to 2634 code for a protein of 840 amino acids. The transcript is spliced from 15 exons.